This is a messenger RNA of Diabrotica virgifera virgifera (western corn rootworm), 4101 nucleotides long. RefSeq lists its product as uncharacterized. Bases 178 to 1230 code for a protein of 350 amino acids. NCBI's taxonomy places the organism in Eukaryota, Metazoa, Arthropoda, Insecta, Coleoptera, Chrysomelidae. The transcript has 5 exons. The record is from RefSeq and is a predicted model, not a curated record. Gene Ontology annotation, biological process: positive regulation of epidermal growth factor receptor signaling pathway; positive regulation of fibroblast growth factor receptor signaling pathway; signal transduction.
GUCCAUCAUUUUAUUUUAUCAGUUUCGCUGUAUCGUUUGAGGUGUUACGUUGUGUGAUGCAUACCAAAGCGCAGCUUUGUUGACGUACGAGUUUUAGAAGUGUUUUUAGUGUUUUGAUUUUUGUGGAAACUAUAUUAUUGUUUUUUGAUUUCUGGAUUAUCUCUUCUUGUGCUCAAAAUGAUGAAACAUGUGCAGCUGUCUCCUUACAGGAGCAGAGCUGACACAGUGUCCCUCAGUUCAACGGUUUCGUAUGGCAGUCUAAGUCCAGAACCACUAGGCAGCAGAUCUUCCAGUUAUUCGUCUUUGAAUGAAUCUGUACAGACAACAAUCAAAGUGUAUGCUAGAUGUCUACGUCCCGAUAUUGAAUACAAAACCCUCAGUAUCACUUUCCAAACGACCUGUAAGGAAGUUGUGGCGACUUUGCUUGGAAAAUACAAGAUGAAGCAUAGAGAUCCGAAGCUGUUUUAUCUUUCGAUGGAAGUCACGGUGAGGAAAGCUGGUGUGAAGACGCAUUUGGCGUUGGACGAAGAGGCCAGACCUGCCGUGCUUCAGAGCUGCCAUCCUAAAGGAGAUUCCAAAUUCUCCCUUCAAACCCGUCGAGGAGGAUUAGUAAAAAUCUAUGACUCAGCUUUGAACAACAAUUCCCAGUACAAGAGUCUCCUGAUAAGUGCCAGAACGACGUCAGAUGAAGUCAUCUCCUUGCUGCUGACUUGCAGCAACAGCAAGGAGAGAGUAGAGCAGUUUUCCAUCUAUGAAGUCAACACGGAUAGAGAACAACAAAGGAAACUACACCCAGAUGACAGGCCUCUUCAGGUUCAACAAACGUGGCUUCCAUCCCACCAGUGCCAUUUUCUAAUCAGAAGGAAUCCUGAUUACUUGCCGUUAUCUAGAAGGAAGAUAUUCUGGGUGUCAGAAUUGCCUCCUUUGCCAGCCUCUCGAACGUUCAGGACGUCACAACCCAUCUCCCUGCCACACACUCACACCAGCAGCACCAACAACAACUCUUGCAGCAGCUUAAUACCGUUUUCCCGAUCUCACCAAUCAACAACGCCCUCCGCCGACAAUCAAAGCGAGGAACAACUAAAUCAAAGUGAAAAACCCAAACAAAAAGACGCUACCAUUGUGAAAAACAAAAACUCUAACUUGAAAAUCUGGAGCAGUAGUUCUCAACUUUCAAAAAGUGAUAGUGAACAGUCUUAUGCGGACUACGAAAACUAUUUUUAUAUUUAAUUUUUUCGCACCUAGAUCUUUGACAAACUCGAGACAUUAUGGGUUAUCUCAAAUGUUACUUCUUCGAUUUUUUGUUACCUUCACCUAAUUAUCUUAAAACUGACGUCAUUCUAUUGUUUUAACCUCAAAAGAUAGCUACGUGUCACUACCAUAGACAGGUAUUAUAUGUCUAUGGUGAUUACUAUGACAUAUACAUACAUUUGAGAUAACUCACACUCAAGUCAAACUGUUUAAUCCUCGAGCUUGUCUUUGAAAUAGACAAUUAUUUUUGUAAUUUUUGUUAUGAUUUUUUUUUUGUAAAAUUUUGUAUAUAGUCUACGUGUGUUAUCUAGUUUUUUAUGUGAUAUGCAGCUUGACAUUUUGUUUUGAAACCAAAGAAUCUUUUAUUGGCAGCUAUUCAAAAAGUUUUGUAUACCGUGGAUCAGUGGUUCCCAACCUUUUAUGUCUGGCGACCCACCUUCUGAUGUUUUUUCAUAUUCGCGACCCAUCCCUCAUCCAUGAUUAUAUAUAUGUACGUUAUUCAGCUACUGUAAGAUCUACGCCACGACCCACCUGAAAUCCGCCCGCGACCCACUGGUGGGUCGCGACCCACCGGUUGGGAAACGCUGCCGUGGAUCAUUCUUCUAAAAUAUAUCAAAAGUUUUUCUAUAUGUAUUGAUAUUAUAUGUAUCUGCAUUUUUUUGAAAAAAAAUAUCUCUUAGUCUAAUUAUAUUUAAAAACGUCUGCAAAAUGUUCAUACAGUAUGUACCUGUAAGUUGUAUCCAUAUGGAAAACUUUUUUAUUAUUAAUUUUACGAAAGAAAGUUAUUCUUUAUAAAAAGCUGUGCAUGGUCCAAAACCUAAGAUUUAACCAUCAAAUAUCAAAUUUUUUGAAUAUUAUACGAGGUAUGUUAAAAAGUUUGAAUUUCGUUAAAGAGAAGUAGCAUUAUUUUUCACAAUAUUGUAAAUUGCUAUUAUGAAAAGUUGUUUGGAAUUAAAAACUACAUUCUAGUAUGCAAUUACAUCCUUCUAAUUGAAAUUUUUUUUUGAAAAUAUAUGGAUAUCAUUUUCAGUUAUUUCAAUUCAGAUAACUCUUUUAUUAUUAAUUUUACGAAAAAAAGUGAUUCUUAAUAAAAAGUUCUGCAUUAUCUAAAACCUAAAAUACAACCAUCUUAUGUCAAAUUUUAUCAAUUUUAUACGAGGUAUGUCAAAAAAUAUGAAUUUCGCUCAAGAGUAAAAUACGUUUGUUUUUCAGAAUAUCGAAAAUUGUUAUUAUGAAAAGUUAUUUACAAUUAAAAACUAUGUUUCAGUAUGUAAUUACAUCCUUCCAAUUGAAAUAUUCUGAACUAUAAAGGUACUUUACUUUUGAUCUAAAUUUAUCUUUUUUGACAUACCUCGUAUAAAAUUGAUAAAAUUUGAUAUAAGAUGGUUGUAUUUUAGGUUUUAGACCAUCCAGAACUUUUUAUUAAGAAUCACUUUUUUUCGUAAAAUUAAUAAUAAAAGAGUUAUCAGAAUUGAAAUAACUGAAAAUAGUGUUAGUUGUCCGUAAUUUUUCAAAAAAAAAUUUUUCAAUUAGAAGGAUGUAAUUGCAUAUUAGAAUAUAGUUUUUAAUUCCAAACAACUUUUCAUAAUAGCAAUUUUCAAUAUUGUGAAAAAUAAAGCUACUUUACUCUUGAGUGAAAUUCAAACUUUUUGACAUACGUCGUAUAACAUUCAUAAAAUUUGAUAUCUGAUGGUUGAAUCUUGGGUUUUGGACCAUGCAGAACUUUUUAUAAAAAAUAACUUUACUUUUCGUAAAAUUAAUAAUAAAAAAGUUUUCCAUAUGGAUACUAUAACUUACAGGGACAUACUGUAUAUCUAUAAAUGACAUGUAAAUACUUCAUACGGGUGUUGUUAGUCCCGUAGAACUUUUGUUACCAUUAUUUUUUUUAUUUUUAUCACUUUUAGAAAGUUAUCAAAACAAUGCACACACCAAUACAGUUAUUUAUGGAUGCUCUCAAAAGUAUGUAUAACCGCAAAUGUCCUGUCCUUACUAGUUAUACUAUUUACAUUACACGUAUAUACGUAUUUUUAUAUUUGCCCUCGUUGUCUCAUUCUUUUUCUUUUAAAAAGUUUGUUGGGCACUAAAUGUUUCAUUUACCUUGUUCUUUUAAGAGAUGCCAUUUUUGUACUUAAAAACACGAACUGAAGAUUGAAUUGAGCUCAAAAUUUAUUUUCAUGACGCAUUCUUACUAUAAAAAUAAUAUUUUCUUUUGUUUUGUAACCAUUCAUUUUUUUAAAUUAUCGCAUUACAUACUUGUAUUAUAAAAUAAUAAUAUGUUUCUGCUAAGAAUAUAAUUCAGAUUAUUUACCGUCUUCUGUGUACUUUAUUUUUAGGACUCUUUUUCUUCUUUUUAACUGAUAUGUGUAAUAACAAAAAUAAUCUACUAAAAUGCUUAGCCAAAGAUUAUUUUUAAGGUAUGUUUGGGUUUCAAAAUUAUAGUGCAAUUAUUGUUUUGGAGAGAAAAAACCGCAGUGCCUCUUAUGUAUGUUAAGGAAUGAGUGAAUAACUUUAAUAUUUUUGUCAAUUAGGAAGAUAAUUUAUCGUACUAAAGGAAUCCGCUAAUCUUUUACGUUUUAAUCACUCUUUGUCUGUAUUUUCCUAUUGCUUCUAGGUCUACAAUAAGUAGAAGAAGUAAGUGGUGAAGAUUUGUGGUUCCUGUUGUAACAAAUUUUAUAUUCUGUAAUAGAGACUCAGAUGUUUAUAACAAUAAUCAUUUAUGGAAUAUAAAAGUUGAAUAUUGAGUUGUAUAUCAGUGUUUUAUGUGUAUUUUAUGUUAAACCAAAGAAUCGUGUAUUUUGUAAAUAUAAAAUAUUGUCAAUGAUAUUGUAUAAUAAAAAAUUAAGUCUUUUA